AAGGUGCACUGCCUCCACGUCGUCCGCAAGCACCGCGACUCGCGCAACCCGACGUCCUGGCGCAACCCGGCGAAGCGCGUGACGCGGAGCGUCGACGACGCGACGGACGAGCUGCGGAUCGCGCGGUCGAAGCUCCUCGCCGCGCCGUCCUACCGCCGCGAGGACCUCUUCAAGGAGCUCGCCAAGGCCCAGUCGGACUGCGGCUCGGCGAAGAAGGGCGGCGACCUCGGCUUCUUCCGCCGCGGCAAGAUGAGCCCGCCCUUCGAGGUCGCCGCGUUCAACCUCGACGUCGGCGAGCUCUCGAAGACCGUCGCGUCGUCGUCGGGCGUCCACCUCAUCUACCGCGUG
Messenger RNA from Aureococcus anophagefferens, 348 nucleotides. RefSeq lists its product as hypothetical. The annotation marks the transcript as partial. Lineage: Eukaryota; Pelagophyceae; Pelagomonadales; Pelagomonadaceae. The transcript has a single exon. Gene Ontology annotation, molecular function: peptidyl-prolyl cis-trans isomerase activity. Gene Ontology annotation, cellular component: nucleus; cytosol. The record is from RefSeq and is a predicted model, not a curated record.